AUCCUCAAACCGUUACCAAGACUACUGAAACUGGAAACUGAAGCAAUAAUACUGAAAAAAUGGCUGGUAAACCUAAGAAAAAAGAGGAAGAAGAUGAUGCAGAUAGUAAAAAAGAGGAGAAGAAAUCUAAGAAGAAAGGAACUGCUGUGGGCAUAGACCUUGGGACCACGUAUUCCGUCGUGGGCGUGUUUCAGCAUGGUAAAGUGGAAAUUAUCGCGAACGACCAGGGCAACAGAACAACGCCCUCCUAUGUCGCGUUUACUGAAACCGAAAGGCUGAUUGGCGAUGCUGCUAAAAAUCAGGUAGCUGUCAACCCAAGAAAUACAGUUUUUGAUGCAAAACGCCUCAUUGGACGAAAGUUUGAUGACCCUAAAGUGCAAGAAGAUAUCAAACAUUGGCCUUUUCAAGUUAUCUCCGACAGUGGAAAGCCCAAAAUUCUCGUCGAGUACAAGAAGGAAAAGAAAAAGUUUUCGCCAGAGGAAAUCUCUUCGAUGGUACUCAGUAAAAUGAAGGAAGUGGCUGAGACGUACCUCGGCGGAACAGUAAAAGACGCUGUUAUCACUGUACCUGCUUAUUUUAACGACUCGCAACGUCAGGCCACUAAAGACGCUGGAGUUAUUGCCGGUCUUAACGUCCUAAGAAUCAUAAACGAACCUACGGCAGCUGCUCUCGCUUAUGGUUUAGAUAAGAAUCUGACUGGAGAAAAAAACGUACUCAUUUUCGAUCUCGGUGGAGGAACCUUUGAUGUUUCUAUUCUACAAAUUGCUGAAGGGUCCCUGUUUGAAGUUAAAUCUACUGCAGGCGAUACCCAUUUAGGUGGAGAAGAUUUUGAUAGUAGAAUGGUGGAUCACUUUAGUCAAGAGUUCGAACGGAAGUUUAAGAAAAAUCUCAGAAACAAUCCUAAAUCACUGAGAAGACUACGAACUGCUUGUGAAAGGGCCAAAAGAACGCUGUCAUCAAGCUCCGAGGCCAGUAUAGAAAUAGACGCUUUGUUUGAGGGUGUUGACUUCUACUCCAAGAUCACCAGAGCACGUUUUGAGGAAAUGUGUUCGGAUCUGUUUCGGCAAACGUUAAUUCCAGUCGAAAGAGCUUUGAAAGAUGCUAAUCUAAACACAAGAGAAAUCCACGAUGUUGUUAUGGUUGGUGGCUCCACUAGAAUUCCGAAGAUUCAAAGGUUAUUACAGGAAUUCUUUGGCGGCAAGAAUCUUAAUUUGUCCAUUAAUCCUGAUGAAGCCGUAGCCUACGGUGCUGCAGUACAGGCUGCUAUCCUCAGCGGUUCAAAGGACGCUCGCAUUCAAGAUGUGUUACUAGUCGACGUGACUCCCUUGUCGCUUGGUAUUGAAACAGCUGGGGGAAUAAUGACUCGUUUGGUAGAGAGAAACGCUCGCAUUCCAACUGCACAGAAGCAAAUUUUCACAACUUAUGCAGAUAACCAACCUGCUGUCACCAUUCAGAUCUACGAAGGUGAAAGAGCAAUGACAAGGGAUAAUAAUUUGUUGGGCACUUUCAAUUUGUCUGGCAUACCACCUGCUCCACGGGGAGUGCCACAAAUCGAGGUCACGUUCGACAUAGACGCCAAUGGAAUUCUAAAUGUGAGUGCUGAAGACAAAAGUACGGGGAGAUCAGAAAACAUCACAAUAUCUAACGAUAAAGGUCGCCUCAGCAAGAGAGACAUUGACAAGAUGCUGAGCGAUGCUGAAAAGUUCAAAGCAGAAGACGAUGCUGCGAAGAAAAGGGUGGAACUGAGGAACCAGCUGGAAGGUUACUGUUUUGGCUGUAAGACGGCAGUCGACAACGCCGGUAACAGGCUGACAGAUGCUGAGAAGAAUGCAGUCCGUACCGAGUGCAACAACCAGUUGCGAUGGCUGGAGGGUCACGCCGACGCUUCUAACAACGAGUUGGAACAGCGCUUGAAGGCUGUCCAAGCAGUAUGCCAGCCUUCUAUGAUGAAGCUGCACGGUGCGGGGGCAGGAGGCAGUGGGCCCAGUAACGCGCGCCCGCCCAGCCCGGGCGGACCGCGAGUCACGGAGCUCGACUAAAAACAACCUUAAAAACGGGUCUUAGAGUUCAAUGUUGAUUUUGCUUCAAUCAGAACCAGUCUACAUCUUCACCUUCUGAGCCUUUUCCUAACUAUGUUGGGGUCGGCUUCCAGUCU
Messenger RNA from Helicoverpa zea (corn earworm), 2155 nucleotides. RefSeq names its product heat shock protein 70 B2-like. The record is from RefSeq and is a predicted model, not a curated record. Gene Ontology annotation, molecular function: ATP-dependent protein folding chaperone; ATP binding; ATP hydrolysis activity. Gene Ontology annotation, biological process: cellular response to unfolded protein; protein refolding. Lineage: Eukaryota; Metazoa; Arthropoda; Insecta; Lepidoptera; Noctuidae. The transcript has 6 exons. Gene Ontology annotation, cellular component: cytoplasm. The coding region runs from base 60 to 2039 and encodes 659 amino acids.